Molecule: messenger RNA, 16370 nt
Organism: Oryzias latipes (Japanese medaka)
Lineage: Eukaryota; Metazoa; Chordata; Actinopteri; Beloniformes; Adrianichthyidae
Gene: fat4
Product: FAT atypical cadherin 4
Biological process (GO): cell migration; multicellular organism development; homophilic cell-cell adhesion
Cellular component (GO): plasma membrane; catenin complex
Molecular function (GO): cadherin binding; beta-catenin binding; calcium ion binding
Source: RefSeq, a predicted model, not a curated record
CAUUGUCCCAACUUAGAGGGACUCCGGAGCAGAGACGGCUGACGCGCGGCACCGUUAUUCGCGUGACGGUGCGUGAGAGCCGUGGAUGCGCCCCGACUCUGGAGCAACUGUGAGGGAAGCAUCAACUCUCUGCUUCUUUGUUCCUGGAGGUUCGUAGGGGGGGGCCACAGAUGGACUGAAACGUAGCUUUUCUGACCUGCAGGAGUUUUAUUCUUUCACUCUGAGGACUUUUACGCGCGUGCGUGGAUUCUUCACAAAGGAGAAGAGACUUGUGAAAAGUUUGGUCAUGCGAAAGAGCCGCUGCUGCGCCCCUCGUUAAGUUUUCGGGACUCCUGGAGUUCGGGGCUGCAGUAAGUGAGCCGCUAAGGUCCAGAUAGUGGAUGCAUCAUCAGCCUGCGCUGCGGCGGAGAAAGGCGGACCCGGUACUGGACCAUGGCGCGUGCAGGUAGAGGUUUGAGUCGGUUUCAUCUGGUUUUGUUGAUGCUUUGGACUCUGUCGCGAAGCUCCGCAUCCAGCCAAGUCCGUCAGGAGUUUCAGGUCCUGGAGGAGCAGCCCAUCGGAACCUACGUGGGCACCAUAGAGACGAAGGCCAGCUUCACGUACCGCUUCAGCGAAAACCACAAACUUUUCGCCAUCAACGGCUCCACGGGGGUCAUCUGCACCGCAGCGCUGAUUGACAGGGAGCUCCUCCCGAGUGACGUCAUUAACGUGGUGGUGCUGUCCAGCCAGCCCACCUAUCCCACCGAGGUCCGGAUCGUAGUUCUGGACAUGAAUGACAACUCGCCGGUGUUUCCAGACGCGUCCAUCGUGGUGUCCUUCAAAGAGGAUGCGAGCAGAGGCAGGCAGGUCAUCCUGGACACCGCCACCGACGCAGACAUCGGCAGUAACGGAGUUGACCACACCACCUACAGAAUAGUGGAAGGAAACGAACAGAGGAAAUUUCGCCUGGAUAUCACCGUCAAUCCCAGCGGGGAGGGGGCGUUUCUGCAUCUGGUCUCCACAGGAGGCCUGGACCGGGAGCUCACUCCUUUCUACCAGCUCCUGAUUGAAGUGGAGGACAAAGGAGUUCCCAAAAAGUUUGGUUACCUGCAGGUGAACGUCACCAUCCAGGACAUCAACGACAACCCCCCAGUUUUUGAGCAGGACCAGUAUCACAGCAGCGUGUUUGAGGAUGCUGCUGUAGGCUCCAGCAUCCUGCAGAUCACAGCCUCCGAUCAGGAUGAGGGCGCCAACGCUGAAAUCAGGUACAUCUUAGAUGAAGGAACACCUUUCCAAAUCGACCCCAAAACCGGCACCAUUGUAAUCAAGGAAAGUUUGGACUUUGAGAGCAAAAAGGAGUACUCGCUGACCAUUCACGCAGCGGACAAAGGAGUGCCCUCUCUGUCAGGCCGGACAGAAACCACCAUCAAACUUUUAGAUGUGAACGACAACGACCCAGUCGUAAAGUUCAGGUAUUUUCCAACAACCUCCAAGUUUGCGUCUGUGGAUGAGAAUGCACAGAUUGGCACAGUGGUGGCCUUGCUCACCGUUUCAGACUCAGACUCCCCGUCUGCUAAUGGCAACAUAUCCGUUUCCAUCUUAGGAGGCAAUGAGCAGAGACAUUUUGAAGUACAUAAGUCUACUGUGCCUAAUUUAAGUCUGAUCAAAGUGGCCAGCUUGUUGGACAGAGAGAGAAUUUCCUCUUACAACCUGACAGUGUCUGUGUCAGAUAAUGGCAGGCCGAUGGCCAGGUCCUCCUUUGCCAGUCUGGUUAUUUUUGUGAAUGAUAUCAAUGAUCACCCCCCUAUAUUUCAGGAAGAGCUUUACAGAGUAGAUAUCAGUGAAGACAUCCCAAAAGGCAGCUAUAUUAAAGGGGUCUCUGCAACAGAUGGAGAUUCUGGGCAGAAUGCCAACCUGCGCUACUCCCUGGUGUCAGGAAACUCUUUGGGUUGGUUCUCCAUCAGUGACAACAGUGGCCUGGUAACCAGUGCUGCUCUGCUGGACAGGGAAGUUGCUUCUGAAAUCGUGCUAAACAUUAGUGCCAAAGACCAGGGGCUCCAGCCCAAAAUUUCCUACACAAAGCUUAUAGUCAGUAUCACAGAUGUGAACGACCAAGUGCCCACGUUCACUCAGAGCACUUACCACGUUUCGCUGCUGGAGCACGCUCCUGCUGGCACCGAGCUGCUGGUGCUGUCGGCCUCCGACAGUGACCUCGGCCCCAAUGGAACGAUCCGCUUCUCGUUCGAUGCUGAGACUCCAGCCAGCCUGCGGGAGCUGUUUCGUCUGGAUGCUGUGUCUGGCCGCCUGAGCACAGCCGUGGAGCUGGACAGGGAGGAUCAGGCCUCAUACUUACUCCACAUCAGGGCAGCUGACGCAGGUAGCCCUCCUCUGCACUCUGUAGGAAGAGUCAACAUCACUCUGUGGGACAUCAAUGAUAACAGGCCAGUUUUUUACCCAGUUCAGUAUUUUGCUAGUGUUAAAGAGAACGAGCCCCCAGGCUCAUAUGUAACCACAGUUUUAGCAUCAGACCGCGACCUGGGGCGAAAUGGCACAGUUAAAUAUGUCAUUUCAUCCGGAGACACCACUAAAUUCCACAUUCACAGCAACACAGGGAAAAUUACCACACUGGUGGCCCUGGAUAGAGAGGAGAAAACUGCUUACCAGCUGCAGGUGAGAGCCACAGACGGAGGAGGCCUGAGCUCACACACACAUGCCUUUGUGACAGUAACUGUCACAGACACACAGGAUAACCCACCAGUCUUCAGCCAGGAAAAUUACAGCUUCGUCAUGUUUGAAAAUGUGUCUCCUGGGACUGUCAUAGGGACAGUGUCAGCUACCACAGUUGAUCUGAACUCAAACAUUUCAUAUCUGAUCACCUCAGGAGAUCAGAGGGGCCUCUUUGCUGUGAACGGAGCAGGCCAGAUAACAGCAUCCAGCCUGAUAGACAGAGAGGAGAAAGGAUUUUAUCAGCUGAAGGUUGUAGCCAGGGCCGGGGAGAUCACAGGAGAGGCCUUUGUCAACAUAACUGUGAGGGAUUUGAACGACAAUGCUCCUCGUUUUCUACAUGCUGCGGAGCAUGUGAGUGCAGUGGAAAACUGGAGCACUGGACACAUUAUAUUCCAGGCCAAAGCCUCAGAUCCAGAUGAAGGUUUAAAUGGCGUGGUGGUCUACAGCCUCAAAGAAAACCCCAAAGGCCUCUUUCACAUUCAUGAGAAGCACGGCCUUAUCACACUGACUGGGUCGCUGAAGGCCUCGACAAACUCCUAUGAGGUUGAAGUUACUGCAUCUGACAUGGGGGUUCCUCAGCGCACCUCAAGCCUCAGCCUCAUCAUCAGCGUUUAUGAUGUCAAUGACAAUUCCCCCAUGUUUGACCAGCUCUCUUAUGAGGUCAUUAUCCUGGAGUCUGAACCUGUCAACAGCCGUUUUUUUAAAGUGGAGGCCACUGACAAAGACUCUGGUCUUAAUGGAGAGAUUAUGUAUGACAUCGCUGGUGGCAACACGGGGGAUAUGUUUGGCAUUUUUCCAGACGGGCAGCUAUACAUCAAAGCUGAGCUGGACAGAGAGGUUCAGGACAGAUAUAACUUAGUGGUUGUGGCUAAAGACAGAGCUGUGGAGCCGCUGAGCGCCUCCGUCAAUGUCACUGUGAUCCUAGACGAUGUAAAUGAUAAUCGUCCUCUUUUUAACAGCACUAAUUAUGUGUUUCAUUUUAAGGAGGAGCAGCAGAGGGGGUCAUUGGUGGGGCAGGUUUUUGCAGAGGAUAAAGACUUUGGCCCAAAUAGUGAGAUUAGAUACUCCUUUGAGACUCCACAGCACAACUUUGAGCUGAACACCAUCACUGGGGAGUUGACCAGCACAUUGAAGCUGGACCGCGAGUCACUCAUGAGACAAAGAGGCACCGCUGUGUUAAGCUUUGUGGUUGUCUCAUCAGACCAGGGCCUCCCCAGGCCCCUCAGGGACCAAGCUAAAGUACAAGUUUAUAUUCAAGACAUCAACGACAACCCCCCUAAAUUCACCAAAGACAUUUACCAGGCUUCCAUUUCUGAGUCAGCUCCAAACAUGACUCAACUCCUGCGGGUCUCUGCCUCAGAUGUAGAUGAGAGCAAAAAUGGGGUGGUGCAUUAUCACAUCGCUGAAGGCAACGAGGAAGCCCAGUUCACUAUCGAUAGCAGUUCCGGACAGGUGACCUUAGUCGGGAAACUUGAUUAUGAAUCUUCAUCCUCCUAUUUGUUGAAAAUCAUAGCUGAUGAUGCUGGAGAUGUCCCUCUUUCCUCCUCCUGUAUGCUGAGUAUUAGCAUCUUAGAUGAAAAUGACAACAGUCCCUCCUUCCCAAAAUCUUCAUUAUCCGUGGAUGUUCUGGAAAACAUGAGAAUUGGGGACCUCGUAGUUUCUGUUACUGCUACUGAUGCAGAUUCUGGCCAGAAUGCAGACAUAACAUACAGCAUCACUGCCAUAAACAAUCACGGCACCUUUAGCAUCAGCCCCAACACUGGCAGCAUCUUUCUGGUCAAAAAACUGGACUAUGAAACUCAAUCGUUUUACAAACUCAACAUCACUGCGAAGGACAAUGGCAGGCCGGCCCGCUCUUCAUCCAUUCCUGUGGUUGUAUACGUCCGGGAUUUUAAUGACAAUCCCCCCGUUUUUGCACCUGGAGACAUUUUCAAGUCCAUACCUGAAAAUCUACCUGUCUCAGCCUCAGUCUUGACUAUUACAGCGCAUGAUACUGAUGCAGACAUAAACGGGCAGUUAGAGUACUCCAUUGUGCAGCAGGUCCCUCGAGGAAACUACUUUGGCAUUGACCCAAGCUCUGGACUUAUAUAUACCAGCAAGGAAAUUGACAGAGAGUUUUCCAACCUGUUUGAGCUCACAGUCAAAGCCACGGAUCAGGCUGUUCCAGUGGAAUUCCGGAGGUUUGCCCUGAAAAAUGUCACAAUAUGGGUCACAGACCUGAAUGACAACUUUCCCACAUUUGUGUCUCAGAAUGCUCUUGUGGCUGAGCCCAACAUAGUCAUUGGCUCUAUCCUUACAACACUUGUGGCCUUUGACCCAGAUGAUGAAGCAAAUGGGGAGGUGGAGUAUGAGCUGGUGGAAGGAGACUCUGACACUUUCAUCAUGGACAGGUACAGCGGAGACAUCCGCCUAGCCUCUCAACUGGUGCCUUCCCGACUUAUGUACACCCUCACGGUGUCAGCCACUGACCACGGCAUUGACCGCAAGACCUCCAAAACAGAGCUGACCAUCAUCCUUGAAGGGGCGGAUGGGCCAAUUUUCUCCCAGCCCAAAUACAUUACUGUCUUGAAGGAGGGCCAGCCUCCGGGCACCAAUGUCAUCUCUCUCAAUGCAGUGAGCCCAAGAGGGCCCAAAGGGAAAGUUGAGUACUUUAUAGUGGCGGUGCGCAGCGGCGAAAGUGGUGGAAAAGCCAUGGGACGCCUUUUUAGCAUCGGCCGCCACUCAGGAGUGAUACAGACGGCAGCAGAGCUGGACAGAGAACAGGGAUCCGACCUGUAUGUUCUGGAUGUGUACGCCAUUGAGACGGACGCCAACCAGCCCAGGACGCAGCGUACUGAGGUGGAGAUCACGCUCCAGGACAUCAACGACAACCCUCCUGUUUUUGCUAAUGAUGUUCUUGAUGUGACCAUUGAGGAGAACAUCAUAGAUGGCUUCAAGAUCAUGCAGCUAACAGCCAAAGACGCUGACGAGGGUCCCAACGCUCUGGUCACGUACACCAUCAUCAGCGGUGCAGAUGACAGCUUUCGCAUCGACCCAGAGUCUGGAGAUCUGAUCGCAACCAAGAAGCUGGACAGAGAGCGAAGAUCAAAGUAUUCCCUUUUGGUUCGAGCAGAUGAUGGAAAACAGUCAUCUGACAUGAGGCUAAACAUCACCGUCAAAGACGUCAAUGACCACACACCCAAGUUCUCCCGUCCAACAUACUCAUUUGACAUCCCCGAGGACGUAACACCAGGCUCCAUUGUGGAGGUGAUCCUGGCCAGCGACUCUGACUCAGAGCUUAAUGGAGAAGUCAACUACUCACUGGAGGAAGACGAUGAAGAUGGGACUUUCCUCUUGAACCCUGUUACUGGAGUCUUCAACGUGACACGGGCCCUGGACUAUGAGACUCAGCGAUACUACAUCUUAACAGCAAAGGCUCAUGAUGGCGGCGGCUUGGCCAGCACAGUGCGAGUUUACUUCAAUGUGCUGGAUAUUAAUGACAACCCUCCCGUCUUCAGCAGCAGUGCGUACAGCACCUCUGUGUCUGAGAGUCUUCCUCCUGGUUCCAGUAUUGUCACUGUUGAGGCCAGCGAUGGAGAUGAUGGUGCCAAUGCCCAGCUGUUGUACAAAAUCGCCUCUGGGGAUCCCCAAGGCCACUUUGUUAUCACCAAGGAGGGGGUCCUCCAAACUCAGAAGGCGUUGGAUCGGGAAAGCCAGUCCUUCUAUAACCUUGUCAUCACUGUCAAUGAUCUGGCCCCGCCUCCUGCAGCCCGCUUCACCAGCACAGCCCAGGUGUCAAUCAUUCUGCUGGAUGUCAAUGACUGCCCCCCCAUCUUCACCUCUCAAAAGACCACUUACAUCCAGGAGAACACGCCGGUGGACACGGUGGUGUUCACUGCCCAAGCCACAGAUGCUGACAGCGGGCCCAACAGCUAUGUGGAGUACUCCCUCAGAGGGCAGCACCAGAACAAGUUCAUCAUUGGUACAGUUGAUGGAGAUGUCAGGUUGAUUGGGGAACUUGACAGAGAGGAACUUUCCAACUACACAGUUACAGUUGUGGCUACAGACAAAGGGGUCCCACCUCUGUCUUCCUCCAUGGAUGUGACCAUGAUAGUUCUGGAUGUCAACGACAACACGCCAAGCUUCUCACAGAACAUCUAUGACAUUGAAGUUGAGGAGAACAUCCUGACUGGUACUGAUGUCAUCCAGGUGUUUGCCAGCGAUGCUGAUGACGGAAGCAACGGGCAGAUAAGGUUUUCCAUCUCUAGCGGUAACACCAACUCUGAUUUCCGGAUAGAUUCGGUCACAGGGGUGAUCUCGGUGGCCAAGCGGCUCGACCGUGAGACUCGAUCAGCUUAUUCGCUGGUGGUCCAAGCCGCAGACCGCGGCAGCAGCCCCAGAGUAGACCAUGCAACUGUCAACAUUGUCUUGCUGGACGUUAAUGACUGUUCCCCUUUAUUUGAGCUCUCUCCGUACACCAUCAAUGUUCAGGAAAACCUUGAGAACCUUCCCAAAGACAUUCUCCAGGUUGUUGCGAGAGAUGACGACCAAGGAGCCAACAGUCAGCUGAGCUACAUGCUGAGUGGGGGGGAUGAAGAGGGGGCUUUCACGCUGUCGUCUGCUGGUCAGCUAAGCGUGACGAAGACUCUGGACCGGGAGUUUGGAGCGGAAUACACUCUGCUGAUCACGGCCACAGACUCAGGCUCCCCGGCUCUGAGUGGAACAGGGACGGUCACAGUUCUUGUGGACGACGUCAACGAUAACGUCCCGGUUUUCAGCUCCUCCACCUUUCACACCACCAUCGCAGAGGACGCUCCAACUGGCACAGAUGUGCUGCUGGUCAACAGCUCAGAUGCAGACGUGGGCAUCAACGGCGCUGUCAGCUACCGACUAAGUGGAGGACAUGGCCAGUUUUCCAUAAACCCUGCCACAGGACAGAUUAUCAGCAGCGCCCUGCUGGACCGAGAAGAACGAGCCAAUUACCAGCUGCUGGUUGUGGCGACAGAUGGAGGGCAGCCCAAGGGCUUGUCCAGCUCCGCCACUGUGUCCGUGACGGUGGCUGACAUCAAUGACAAUCCUCCACGCUUCCAUCACCACCCUUACGUGACCCACAUCCCUGCCUCCACUGCAGCAGGGGCCUUGGUUUUUGCUGUCACUGUCACUGAUGAGGAUGCUGGUUCCAAUGCCCAGCUGCAGUAUUCACUGAUGGGGAGGAAUGCUGAGAAAUUCAAGAUCGACCCAGUAAGAGGUGCCAUCACUGCCAGUGAAAGGCUGACUGGAAGUUCAGAGGUUACUUUAGCAGUUCGGGUGAAAGAUGGCGGAACUAAUCCUAGAACAGAUUCAACCACUGUAACAGUGCGCUUUGUUCCUGGAGGAAACUUUCCCAUCAUCAAGGUGAAGGAGCGACUUUUUUCUUUCCCUGAGAAUCAGCCAAACAAUCAUGUUGUUACAACUGUUACUGGGUCAUCUUUGAGGGGCGGACCUCUUUCCUUUUACAUUGCUAGUGGCAACCUGGACAACGCCUUUCAUAUAGACCAGCUCUCAGGAGAAUUGUCAAUCAGACACCCUCUGGACUAUGAGUGCAUUCAGAAAUACGUCCUGUGGAUUGAGGCCCGAGAUCAAGGCUUCCCGCCCUACUCCUCCUAUGAAAAAGUGGAAAUAACGGUCUUAGAUGUGAACGACAAUCUGCCGGUGUUUGAUAAAGAUCCCUUCAAUGCGGAAAUACUUGAAAACCUUCCACCUCAGCAAGUGCUGCUGGUCUCUGCUGUUGAUCUCGACAAAGGAUCCAAUGGACAGCUGGAAUAUGCCAUUAUAGAUGGUAACAAAGAUAACAUUUUUAGUAUUCAUCGAGCUACUGGUGAAAUACGAACCAACAGGCCUCUAGACCGGGAGAAGGUGGCACUAUACAGUUUAAAAGUGAAAGCCACAGAUCGAGGUUCUCCACCCAAAAGCACGUCUGUCAAAGUGCUGGUGAGGGUGUUGGAUGUGAACGAUAACGCUCCCCGGUUUUCCAAAAUUUUUAGUGCUACUGUGGCAGAGAAUGCACCUGUGGGUUACACCGUCACCAGAGUCACCACCACAGAUGAGGAUGCUGGUUCAAAUGCCAUUAGCAGAUACUCACUUACAGAUAGUGGUCUUCCAUUUAGCAUUAAUCCAAACACAGGAGACAUAACAAUCAACAGACCUCUGAACAGAGAAGAAACUGAUCACUACAUUGUUAAAGUGUCUGCACACGACUCUGGCUGGACAGUCAGCACAGAUGUCACCAUAUUUAUAACAGACGUCAAUGACAAUGUACCCAGAUUUACCCGGCCUUCUUACUACUUGGAGUACCCUGAGCUGACAGAGAUAGGCUCCCUGGUCACACAAGUUUCUGCUGUUGAUCCUGACGAGGGUUUUAACGGCAAGAUUUUCUACUUCAUUCGAUCCCAGUCAGAGUAUUUCAGAAUCAAUGCCAGCACAGGGGAGGUUUUUGUGAAACAGCAGCUAAAAUACCAGAACUCCACAGGUGCCAGUAGUUUGAAUAUAAAUCGUCACAGCUUCAUUGUGACAGCCUCUGACCGAGCGGUCAAGCCUUUGAUAAGUGAGACCACCGUGAUUCUAAACAUUGUAGACAGCAACGAUAAUCCUCCCGUGUUUGAGUCACUGAGCUAUUUCACUCCUGUCACUAAAAGUGUUAAGGUGGGCACCAGACUGAUGAGAGUUGUAGCCCAUGACGAAAAAGACUUUGGUCUUAAUUCUGAGAUUGAGUACCUAAUAACAGGCGGGAAUAGCUCUAGUAAAUUUGUGCUAGAUAAAACAAGUGGAUGGAUCACUGUUUUUUCUUCUCUUGUAUCUGAAGUGAAUAAAAUUUUCCUCAUGAACGUCACUGCAAAAGACAAAGGAAAUCCCCCUUUGUCUGCUAAUACGGCAGUGAGAAUUGCAGUCACAGAAGAAAACCACCACACCCCAGAGUUCUCUCAAAGCCAAAUUUCCGCUACUGUGCCUGAAAGUCUUGCUGUGGGAACUGCAAUAAGGACCGUGUCUGCCAAAGACAAAGACAAAGAAAUGAAUGGCCUUAUCACGUAUAAUAUUACUUCAGGCAACGAUAAUGGUGUGUUUAUGCUUAAUAGUAAAACUGGAGUGCUUUCCUUAGCUAACCCUUUGGACUUUGAAGAGAAGCAACAGCAUGAGCUUAGAGUUUCAGCCAUAGAUGGCGGUUGGAUUGCAAAAACAAGCUACGUCUCUGUUACAAUACAAGUGACUGAUGUGAAUGAUAACCCUCCCAUAUUUGAUCCAGACGAGUACUUUCCCACUGUUCAGGAAAAUGUUCCCAGUGGCACUACGGUGGUCAGAAUGAAUGCCACUGAUCGGGAUUCAGGGCCAAAUGCUGUCAUGGCAUAUGUGAUACAGUCAUCAGACAGUGACCUCUUUGUAAUUGACCCAAACACCGGCAUCAUCACCACCCAGGGAUUCUUAGAUUAUGAAGCUAAGCAGGUCUACCAUCUAACAGUAAAGGCCUUUAACAUCCCCGACGAAGACCGUUGCAGUUUUGCCAAUGUCAACAUUCAGCUUAAGGGAGCCAAUGAAUAUGUUCCCCGCUUUGUUUCCAAACAGUACUACUUUGAAGUCUCUGAAGCUGCUCCAAAAGGCACUGUGGUUGGAGAGGUUUUUGCCAGUGAUCGAGACCAGGGGGAGGAUGGAGUGGUUUACUACCUUAUUUUUGGAAAGAGCAGAAAUAAGGGCUUUAGCAUCAACAAGAAAACUGGACAGAUUUAUGUCACAGGUAUGCUCGACCGUGAGAAAGAAGAAAAGAUUUCACUAAAAGUGUUGGCAAAAAAUGCAGGAAGCAUUCGUGGGGCAGAUAUUGAUGAAGUGUUUGUGAAUAUUACUAUCCUUGAUGCCAACGAUCCGCCUGUCUUCACCCAAGAUUUGUAUGAUGUCCAAGUUAGUGAAGGUCUAUCACCUGGUGAUCUUGUUACUUUUGUGAAGGCGGAUGACUCAGACUCUGUACCAAGCUGGAGCAGGUUUUCUUACUUUAUUGACCCUGAACUUACUAAAAACAUGUUUACUAUCAACCCCAAAACUGGCCAGGUGUCUGUAGCUGCAGAGCUGGACAGAGAAACCACCCCUGUGUAUAAUCUCACAGUCCUUGCUGUGGACACUGGUACACCUCCUGCCACAGGCAUUGCUACAGUUAUAGUGAAUCUGGAAGAUAUUAAUGACAAUGGUCCAACCUUGACAACCACUUACGCAGAAGUAAUGGAGAACCAGAGAGCUGGCACUGCAGUAGCAACACUAACUGCUUCUGACCCAGAUCUACCACCCAACCAAGGUCCAUUCCUGUACAGCCUGAUGAACUCUGGCCCUGCAAACAACUGUUUUAGCCUCAGCUCCACUGGGGUGCUGACCACUAGUCAGGAAAUAGACAGGGAGCAGAUUAGUGACUUCUACCUCCAUGUUAUGAUCAAAGACUCUGGGGUGCCUCAAAUGUCUUCUACAGGAACUGUUCAUGUCAAAGUAAACGAUCAGAAUGACAACCCUUCAGAGCCACGUUCUUUGGAAAUUUUUGUCCACUACUUUGGGAGCUUGUUUCCUGGAGGCUUUUUAGGAAGUGUCAAACCACAAGACCCUGAUAUUCAAGACAAGUUCCACUGUUCCCUUUCCCCCCCAUCGUCCAGCCUCUUCAGCAUUCCCCCAGGAACAUGUGACCUUAACUCGAAAGCGCGCUCAACAGAUGGAACCUUUGAACUGAACAUUCACAGCAGUGAUGGUGUCCAUGGUUCAGUCAGUAAUACAGCCACAGUUGUUUUUAUGGGCUUCAACAAUGCCACAGUGGACAACAGUAUUCUCAUCAAGCUUCGCUCUGAAGGAGUCAAAAGCUUUCUUACCAACCACUACCUCAGCUUCGUUCGCGUUGCCAACUCCCAGCUAGCAGGACUAGGGACAGGAGUACUACUCUAUGGAGCCUAUGAGCUCAAUAAUCAGACCUUCCUAAUGGCUGCUGUGAAAAGGGGCCAUGGUCAGUAUGUGAACCCCAGUGGUGUAGCCACAUUCUUUCAGAGUAUCAAAGACAUUUUAAACAGACACAGUGGGGUCCAAAUAGAUGCAGUGGACCAUGAUCCAUGCACAAGUAACCCAUGCCAGAAUGGAGGCAGCUGCAAGAGGCGCCUUAGUGUUGGAGCUGAAAUGAAGACAGAAGAAAGUGUCCCUGUUAUCCUUGUUUCCAACUUCCCUCUGGAGCCCUACGCCUGCAGUUGUAGGCCAGGAUAUGCAGGAGCUCACUGUGAGACAGACAUCGAUGAGUGCAAGCCAUUGCCUUGCCACAAUGGUGGCACUUGCCACAAUCUGGUGGGGGGAUUCUCCUGCACCUGUCCAGAGGGUUUCACUGGAAUGGCCUGUGAGAGGGACGUCAAUGAAUGCCUUUCCAAUCCCUGUAAGAAUGGGGCACUGUGCCAGAACUUCCCCGGCAGCUUCAACUGUGUCUGCAAAUCCGGAUUUAGAGGAAAAUCUUGUGACUCCAUCGUCAACCACUGUGAGUGUAACCCUUGUUUUAAUGGCGGCUCCUGUCGAAAUCGGGUCGACGGAUAUUAUUGCCACUGUCCAUUUGGGGUUUUCGGCAAACACUGUGAACUGAACAGCUACGGUUUUGAGGAGCUCUCAUACAUGGAGUUUCCAUCGCUGGAUCCCAACAACAACUACAUAUACAUCAAGUUUGCAACCUUGAAGAGCAACGCGCUGCUAAUGUACAACCACGACAACCAGACUGGAGACAAAGCUGAGUUCUUGGCUUUGGAGAUCUUUGAAGGCCAGAUGCGGUUCUCCUUCAACUUAGGCAGUGGAACCUACAAACUGAUGACCACCAUCAAGGUUUCAGACGGACAGUUCCACACCGUCAUCGCCAGGAGGGCCGGCAUGGCUGCGUCUCUGACGGUGGACCUGUGUGGCGAUGACCAGGAGCCCGGUUACUGUGCUGUGAGCAACGUGGCGGUUCACACUGACUGGAUUCUUGAUGUGCAGCCCAACAGGCUCUCGGUUGGAGGCGUUGGCUCCAUUGAGCCACUGCUUCAUCGGCGUGGACAGGUCGGCACCCACGACUUUGUGGGCUGCAUCAUGGAGCUGGCGGUGAACGGCCGGCCGCUGGAGCCCAGUCAGGCGCUGGCGUCCCGUGGCAUCACUGAAAGAUGUCCGAGACUGGAAGGAGCCUGCACAGGCAGCCCCUGCAGACAUGGAGGCACCUGCGUGGACCGCUGGUCCUGGCAGCAGUGUCAGUGCACGGAGGGUUUCACCGGCAGCUUCUGUGAGAAAUACAUGUCGGCAGACACCGCCUUGACUCUGGACGGUACCGGUCGCCUGGAUUACUCACUAAAGCAGGGCCCCAAACGUGACGCCCUGCUAAGGCAGACGCACAGGGGCGUGGCCCCUGACAACUCCCAGCCCAGCAGCUUGGAGGUCAAGUUCAGAACCCGUAGCAAAACCGGCGUUGUGCUGCACGUCCGCGAGAACAGCAACUACACCACUGUGAAGCUGAAGAGCGGUAGCAUCCUCUACAUCUCAGAUGCUGGCGUUGGUGGGAAGGUAGAGCGCACCGUGAGUGAUAUGGCGCUCUCAGACGGUCAGUGGCACACACUCCGGCUGGUGAAGAAUGGCUCAUCCACUGAGAUCCUGGUGGACAGCAGCCUUUCAAGAGUCAUCCAGCACCCCACUCAAGACUUUGGAGGUCUCAACGUUCUGACCAUUUCGUUGGGGGGGAUUCCACCAGGAGCACUUCCUCAGAAAACAGGAGCAGGCUUUGACGGCUGCAUGGCAUACGUGAAGUACAAUGGGGAGAACCUACCAUUUACUGGGGAGCACAACCUUGUUACCUCAACCAAGAGCAGUUCAUCUGUCAAAAUUGGCUGCAGAGGCCCUAACUUGUGUGAGAGUAGCCCAUGUUGGGAUGGGCUCAUGUGUGUAAAUGAGUGGUACACAUACCAGUGCGUCCCACCUGGUGACUGCAGCUCCAAUCCCUGCCAGAAUCAUGGCAGCUGUGUGCCGGGCCCCAGCUCUGGUUUUACCUGUGUCUGCUCUGAGUUCUAUGCUGGCAAGACCUGUGAGACAUUGGUGGCCUGUCUGGGUGUGCAGUGUCCUCAAGGUACUAUUUGCAGCACAGGCAGCAAUGGUGGAUUUAUCUGCAGCCCAAGCCCCACAAUCGAGUCAAUGGUCCUUCCCAUCUGGGCAGUGCCAGCAAUUGUUGGCAGCUGUGCCACUGUUCUUGCCUUAGUGGUACUUAGCCUGAUCUUGUGCAAUCACUGUAAAGGCCGAAACAAGACAAAAGUGCCAAAUGAGCCCAGGGACAAGAAACCCAAGGAGAAGAAGAAGAAAAAGAAGAAGGGUAGUGAAAAUGUAGCCUUUGACGAUCCAGACAACAUCCCUCCAUAUGGAGAUGACAUGACGGUACGAAAGCAACCAGAAGGAAACCCAAAGCCAGAUAUCAUUGAACGGGAAAACCCUUAUCUGAUUUAUGAUGAAACUGAUAUUCCUCACAAUAAUGAGACCGUCCCAAGUGCUCCAUGUGCCCCCUGUAAUGGCCCAGAUGCAGAUAUUGAGCAUUAUGACAUAGACAAUGCCAGCAGUAUUGCCCCUUCAGAUGCUGACAUCAUCCAACAUUAUAAGCAGUUCCGUAGCCACACACCCAAGUUCUCCAUCCAAAGACACAGCCCCCUGGGCUUUGCCAGACAGUCUCCGUUACCACUUGGAGCAACAAGCUAUACCUACCAGCCUCAGUUUACUCAAGCUCUGAGAUCCACUCCACUCAGCCACUCUCAUUCAGCUUGCCCUACCCCAAACCAUCUGUCCAGACACUCUCCAGCCCCCUUCACCAAGCCUUCCUCCUUCUACCACAACACUUCUACCAGAGAACUCAACCUGUCUCGCCGUGAGGGCAGCCCAAUGGACAUGCACAAUGACAUGUGCCAACCACCCCCCAUGUUUAACUAUGCCACAAGGUUGGGAAGGCGCAGUAAGAGUCCACAGACCAUGAGUGGCCAUGGUCAUUCGUCCAGGCCUGGAAGCCGUCUGAAGCAGCCAAUUGAGCAGAUCCCCUUGGAAACUGGGCCACCUGUUGGACUAUCUAUUGAGGAGGUGGAGCGGCUGAACACUCCACGACCAAGAAACCCCAGCAUAUGCAGCGCAGACCAUGGGCGCUCCAGUUCUGAGGAAGACUGUCGCAGGCCUUUGUCUAGGGUUCGCAACCCAGCUGACGGCAUCCCUGCCCCAGAGUCGUCUUCAGAGAGCGACUCACAUGACUCCUUCACCUGCUCAGAGAUGGAGUAUGACCGGGAAAAACCUGUUUCCUACAGCUCCCGCGUCCCUAAGCUGUCUCAAGUCAAUGAGUCAGAUGCUGAUGAUGAGGACUAUGGUGGGAGACUCAAGCAGAGGCGGUAUUCAAGUCGACGGGCUGAAGGAGGCCCUGCUGUUGUUCAAAUGCCCCCUACUGAGCAACAUUACACUCUUUCCCACAAACUGGGGCAUCAAGCUGGAGGCUUCAACUGGGACAAUCUGUUAAACUGGGGCCCCGGCUUUGAACACUAUGUAGAUGUGUUCAAGGAUUUAGCUUUGCUUCCUGAGAAUGCGGCAGCAAAAGACAUUGAGAUGAACAGUGGGGAUGGCUCUGUGACUAUUCUAAAUGAAGGAGAAGCUGAGCAAUAUGUAUGAGACUAUUUAUUACUAUCUGUAGAUAGUAGAUGUAGAUGUUGCAUGGAGGUUACAUUCUCCAUUCAAAAAUGAAGGUUGUACAUUUUGAAAGAUCAUCCGUUUUUUUAUAUAUUAUUCAGUAUAAAAUGACAACUUUCAAUGCAGUAAGGCUGAAAAACAAUUUUUGUAAAUUGAAAAGAUUUUAGUUCCACCUCAGAUUAGUUUGCUAUCUUUUCUGGGUUCAGGCUGAACAUCUAUUUGUACUUGUCUCAUCAUGUGACACAGAGAAGCUCUGAAACAGAGCCAAGUCCAAAUUCAGUUCAAAACUACAAAGCUCCAUUCACAUUGUCCCGGUUAAACACGGUUAAUCUUUCCAUUCUCAUAUAGUCUUUUUUUUAAUUUUCUGAAACUGUUGCACAUGUCCUGGAUGUGACUCCACCUGGCAGGAGACAGAUCCAAAACCUCUUUCUGUCUUCAAUGGAGAGCCCUCUCCUUAAAAACUGGCUAAAUACACAGAAAUGAGAUGUAAUUUGGUCUACUGCCUUACAGACAUUUGAGGAUUGGGGGAAAAACUUUGCCCUUCUGUUUUUUGGGCGGAACAAAGGAAUCUUUUUGAGUGUUAUUUGUAAAAAAAAAAGUGUAAGAAUAAAAAUAAAAAUGAUAACAGUCUGAACAGUCAAGUGUCUUUGGAGCAACUACAAGUGUUGAUGACUGAAACACAAUGAGCUUGAGUACAUGUUUUGUCAUGAGAAAUCAUGGAGUUCUUUUUCAUCCUGUUAACGUCUUUAUUUUGACAUGUUUGAUUUUUACAUUUUUGUAUUGUUUAUUAACUUAAUUACCUAUGCUAUGUUUUUACGGAUAUUUUCUUAUGAUAAAAUGUUUGUUCUUCCUUUUAAGGAAAGUAAGAAGGAUGACUUAUUUUUACAUUUGCUACAUGUAAUAUUAGUAUUUUCCACUUUUGAUAAAACUGUAACAUGCUGUCUACUUUGUACCUAUAAAAAGCCAAUAACAAUUAAAAAGUAUUUAUUUAA